AUGCUGGACAUUCGGAGGUAUGACAUUUAUCGGAAGGUACCAAAGGAUCUCACACAACCAACAACAGCGGGUGCAGUCAUCUCUAUCCUAUGUGUGGCAUUCAUCACGUUUAUGAUCUUUAAUGACAUUCUAGCCUAUAUUUUCAUUGACUUAAGGAGCGAAUUCUUCAUCGACGACCCAGGAAGAGAGGGUAAAAUUGAUGUUCAAGUGAAUGUUUCAUUUCCCCACAUGGCUUGUGAUUAUAUCGGAGUUGACAUCCAAGACGAAAACGGACGACAUGAGGUCGGAUUCAUUGACCACACCAACAAAGUACCAGUGGGAGAUGGAGGAUGUCGGUUUGAAAGCCGAUUCGAGAUUAAUAAAGUGCCCGGUAACUUCCAUCUCUCGACGCACUCGGCUACCACGCAACCCGACGGAUAUGACAUGAGACAUAUUAUUCACUCCAUCAAGUUUGGAGAUGAUGUUUCGCACAAAAAUCUCAAAGGAAGUUUCGACCCUCUUGCCAACCGUGAGGCCAAAGAAAGCGGCCUCAACACUCACGAAUACAUUCUCAAAAUCGUUCCAUCUGUUCACGAAGACUACUCCGGAAAUAUUCUAAACAGCUACCAAUACACCUACGGCCACAAAUCCUACGUCACCUAUCACCAUUCCGGAAAAAUCAUCCCAGCCGUGUGGUUCAAAUACGAAUUGCAACCGAUCACCCUAAAGCAAACUGAACAUCGCCAGUCGUUUUAUAUUUUCCUGACCUCGAUUUGCGCUGUCGUCGGUGGAACAUUCACGGUGGCUGGAAUCAUUGACUCGACAUUCUUCACAAUAUCCGAAAUGGUGAAGAAACAACAAAUGGGAAAAUUGACCUGA
Molecule: messenger RNA, 858 nt
Organism: Caenorhabditis briggsae
Lineage: Eukaryota; Metazoa; Nematoda; Chromadorea; Rhabditida; Rhabditidae
Exons: 6
Coding region: 1-858 (285 amino acids)
Biological process (GO): endoplasmic reticulum to Golgi vesicle-mediated transport; retrograde vesicle-mediated transport, Golgi to endoplasmic reticulum
Cellular component (GO): COPII-coated ER to Golgi transport vesicle; endoplasmic reticulum; Golgi membrane
Source: RefSeq, a predicted model, not a curated record